AUGUCAAAGACUUUCCGUCCUGGCCAUAUCUUGGCUGGCCUUGUCUGGCUCUCUGCCACUGCCUUGUGUGCAAACUCGACCCUCUUCCAAGGCGGAACUAUCAUCACCUUCGACGAGACAUCUCAGCUUCCUGUGGCCCUUCACGGCUCUUCGCUACUUGUCACCGGAGACUCAAUUGCCAAAAUAUUUGAGGGUUCCGACAAUGUGACUCUGCCCAUUGGUACUGAGAUUGUCAACGUCCAAGGCAAGAUUGUUUCGCCCGGCUUCAUCGACACACAUCGUCACAGUUGGCAAACCGCAUACAAGACCCUCGGCUCCAACACCACAUUGGCAGAAUAUUUCAGCCGCUACGGCGAGUUCACUCAAGCUGGAACUGUCUUCAGCCCUGACGAUAUCUAUAUUGGCACGCUUGCGGGACUUUACGAGCCACUCGAUGCCGGAGUCACUACCGUUCUCGAGCAUGCUCACGGUACCUUCUCUGAAGAGACAUCUAAGGCAUAUCUCAACGCCGUCAUGGAUAGCGGUGUCAGAAUGGCUUUCUGCUAUGCCUUCCACGAGCUGAGCAAUGGCUUUUCGUUCCAAGAACAACUUGCCAACUUUGCCGACCUGAUGAAGGAUCAGAGACUCAACUCUCAAGACCUGGUGCAGAUUGGUAUCGCGUAUGAUUCAUUCAUCACGGACAAUAACAACACUCAAGCAAUUGUCGAUCUGGUCAACAACAACAAUGUCUCUGCACUCACCAUGCACUUUCUUGGCGGUCCUUGGAGUUACGCCAAUAGCCCCUCCAAGCUCGAUCAACUUGGUCUUAUGAACGGCACCACUCCCAUAGUCUUCUCCCACGCCAGCUAUGUCACCAACGACGACGCUGAACUUCUUCGCAAGUACAACCAAUACAUUUCUACCACUCCCGAGUCCGAGAUGCACUACGGUCACGGCCACCACAAUAACCCUCUGAUUCAAGAUCAAAGCGCUCUUGGUGUCGACACACACUUCACUUUCUCGUCCGAUAUUGUUGGACAAGCCCGUAUGUGGUUACAAAGCACUCGUCUUCGCUUCUUUUAUCAAUCGCUCGACAACUGGAACAUUCCCCGUAAUAACCCAAUGUCAGCGAACCAAGCUUUCACCCUCGCUACACGCUCCGGAGCUCUUGCCAUGCGUCGACCUGAUCUCGGUGUACUAGCCACCGGCAACAAGGCUGACAUAGUUGUCUUUGACGGCGACUCACCAAACAUGCUUGGCUGGUCUGAUCCUGUGGCCGCCAUCAUCCUCCACUCGCACGUCGGAGACAUUCGCCAUGUCAUGGUCGGAGGUGAGUGGCGCAAGAGAGAUGGUGAGCUCGUUACCAAGCAGAACAGAACAGAGGUGCAGAACAAGUUCCUCGAGUCUGCUAAGCGUAUUCAGAAGAUUUGGUUGGAGACUCCCUUGCCUGAUCUACAGGGCGAAUUUAAUGGCUUGUCGCAUGUUGAUUAUGUCAAUGCUUAUACCGUUGAUGCUGUUCGUGGUAACGGUACUGGUUAUUAG
Aureobasidium musti is the source of this 1521-nucleotide messenger RNA. NCBI's taxonomy places the organism in Eukaryota, Fungi, Ascomycota, Dothideomycetes, Dothideales, Saccotheciaceae. The record is from the annotation of a GenBank genome assembly.